AUGGGUUCACAAGCCGUUCUUUUCACCGUGAUAGGUGCGGUCAUCCUCCUGUUGAACACAACAGGUACACUGUCUGCUCACCACGACCCACAUCAGAUUCACCACCGUCGUCAUAAUCAAACCUCCCCAACGAGCAGUGACGCCAAUACUCGGUCUCCUCCUUAUGGAGCUGCUCUGAUUCAAGAUGCAGCGGCGUCCGAUGCUUCCAUGGACAGCAAAGGAGAUGCUCAAGAAGACACUGAACGAGAGGGCAGGAAACAGCAUCAUCACCAUCAUCAUCCACACCACAACGAUUCUCAUUCCACUUCAAAGUUAUCAGACCUUGAGGAAACUCUAGCGAAAGACGAGGCACAAGCAGCAGAAGAUUGGGCUUUUCUCCAGGGAGACGACCCGAGACAAGGGCAAGUCGACCAUCUUGCUUUGGGAGAACCAGACCUCGAGAAAGCCAGCAUUAAAGAGAGUGACACCCAAAACAAACCCAUCUACCAAAACUCACCAAACGAUCAGGGCACGGGGUCAAAAACUUCGAUCGAGAGUGACAGUAGUGGCAUUCAUCCUGAAGACACAAUUAUUCUCGACGCUCAGAACAGCACCAAGUAUGUUUCUGAAUUUCUUCGUUUCUUCAACAUACCGUUUCCAUCCAUUCAUGCAGACGAAAGCCUAGAACUAUCAACCAAGCAAACCACUUCCCUCAUGGAAGAUCCAGCACAGACCUCGCUCAAACCUACUUUAGACAUUUUAGACAUUUUGCAUGAAAGUACCAUACCAUUUUUAGGCAGCACAGGCAAGCCUGUCGGCAAAGACGUCGUUGACACAACCAUUGCCAGUGAAAGUACUUUUGUGGCAACAACAACUUUAAUGGAAACAUCUCUAUCAGUGUCAACACAAAGCACGGCCAAGUCUACAAGCACCUCAGUCACGCCUGUCGACACAGACAUUAUCGACAUCGAGGGAGAAGAUAGUGCUAAAACAACAACACCUUUUACAGAAGCAUCUCCAUCAGUUACAUCACCAGGUACGACUCAAUCUACAAGCCUUUCCGUCAAGCCUGUCGAUACAGACAUUAUCGACAUAGUCCUAGAGGGUGAAGAUAGUGAUAACACAACAACACCUUUAAUGCAAACAUCUCGCCCAGUGACAACACAAGGCAUGACUCAAUCUACAAGCACUUCAGUCAAGCAUGUCGAUACGGACAUUAUCAACAUAGUCCUGGAGGGUGGAGAUAGUGCUAACAGAACAACACCUUUAAUGCAAACAUCUCGCCCAGUUACAUCACAAGGCACGACUCAAUCUACAAGCAUUUCCGUCAAGCCUGUCGAUACAGACAUUAUCGACAUAGUCCUAGAGGGUGAAGAUAGUGAUAACACAACAACACCUUUAAUGCAAACAUCUCCAUCAGUGACAUCACAAGGCACGACUCAAUCCACAAGCACUUCAGUCAAGCCUGUCGAUACAGACAUUAUCGACAUAUUUCUAGAGGGUGAAGAGCGUGCAAACACAACCACAACUUUAACGCAAUCAUCUCCGUCAGUCACAACACAAGAUAUGAGUCAAUCUACAAGCACACCAGUCAAGCCUGUCGAUACAGACAUUAUCGACAUAGUCCUACGGGGUGAAGAUAGUGCUAACACAACAACACCUUCAAUGCAAACAUCUCGCCCAGUUACAUCACCAGGCACGACUCAAUCUACAAGCAUUUCCGUCAAGCCUGUCGAUAUAGACAUUAUCGACAUAGUCCUAGAGGGUGAAGAUAGGGAUAACACAACAACACCUUUAAUGCAAACAUCUCCAUCAGUGACAUCACAAGGCACGACUCAAUCCACAAGCACCUCAGUCAAGCCUGUGGAAACAGACAUUAUCAACAUAGUUCUAGAGGGUGAAGAUAGUGCUAACGCAACCUCUGCUUUAAUGGAAACAUCUCUAUCAGUGUCAACACAAAGCACGGCCAAGUCUACAAGCACCUCAGUCACGUCUGUCGACACAGACAUUAUCGACAUAGAGGGAGAAGAUAGUGCUAAAACAACAACACCUUUUGCAGAAGCAUCUCCAUCAGUUACAUCACCAGGCACGACUCAAUCUACAAGCAUUUCCGUCAAGCCUGUCGAUACAGACAUUAUCGACAUAGUCCUAGAGGGUGAAGAUAGUGCUAACACAACAACACCUUCAAUGCAAACAUCUCGCCCAGUUACAUCACCAGGCACGACUCAAUCUACAAGCCUUUCCGUCAAGCCUGUCGAUACAGACGUUAUCGACAUAGUCCUAGAGGGUGAAGAUAGGGAUAACACAACAACACCUUUAAUGCAAACAUCUCCAUCAUUGACAUCACAAGGAACGACUCAAUCCACAAGCACCUCAGUCAAGCCUGUGGAAACAGACAUUAUCAACAUAGUUCUAGAGGGUGAAGAUAGUGCUAACGCAACCUCUGCUUUAAUGGAAACAUCUCUAUCAGUGUCAACACAAAGCACGGCCAAGUCUACAAGCACCUCAGUCACGCCUGUCGACACAGACAUUAUCGACAUAGAGGGAGAAGAUAGUGCUAAAACAACAACACCUUUUACAGAAGCAUUUCCAUCAGUUACAUCACCAGGCACGACUCAAUCUACAAGCCUUUCCGUCAAGCCUGUAGAUACAGGCAUUAUCGACAUAGUCCUAAAGGGUGAAGAUAGGGAUAACACAACAACACCUUUAAUGCAAACAUCUCCAUCAGUGACAUCACAAGGCACGACUCAAUCCACAAGCACCUCAGUCAAGCCUGUGGAAACAGACAUUAUCAACAUAGUUCUAGAGGGUGAAGAUAGUGCUAACGCAACCUCUGCUUUAAUGGAAACAUCUCUAUCAGUGUCAACACAAAGCACGGCCAAGUCUACAAGCACCUCAGUCACGCCUGUCGACACAGACAUUAUCGACAUAGAGGGAGAAGAUAGUGCUAAAACAACAACACCUUUUGCAGAAGCAUCUCCAUCAGUUACAUCACCAGGCACGACUCAAUCUACAAGCCUUUCCGUCAAACCUGUCGAUACAGACAUUAUCGACAUAGUCCUAGAGGGUGAAGAUAGUGAUAACACAACAACACCUUUAAUGCAAACAUCUCGCCCAGUGACAACACAAGGCAUUACUCAAUCUACAAGCACCUCACUCAAGCCUGUCGAUACGGACAUUAUCAACAUAGUCCUGGAGGGUGGAGAUAGUGCUAACACAACAACACCUUUAAUGCAAACAUCUCGCCCAGUUACAUCACAAGGCACGACUCAAUCUACAAGCCUUUCCGUCAAGCAUGUCGAUACAGACAUUAUCGAUAUAGUCCUAGAGGGUGAAGAUAGGGAUAACACAACAACACCUUUAAUGCAAACAUCUCCAUCAGUGACAUCACAAGGCACGACUCAAUCCACAAGCACCUCAGUCAAGCCUGUGGAAACAGACAUUAUCAACAUAGUUCUAGAGGGUGAAGAUAGUGCUAACGCAACCUCUGCUUUAAUGGAAACAUCUCUAUCAGUGUCAACACAAAGCACGGCCAAGUCUGCAAGCACCCCAGUCACGCCUGUCGACACAGACAUUAUCGACAUAGAGGGAGAAGAUAGUGCUAAAACAACAACACCUUUUACAGAAGCAUCUCCAUCAGUUACAUCACCAGGCACGACUCAAUCUACAAGCCUUUCCGUCAAGCCUGUCGAUACAGACAUUAUCGACAUAGUCCUAGAGGGUGAAGAUAGUGAUAACACAACAACACCUUUAAUGCAAACAUCUCCAUCAGUAACAACACAAGGCAUGACUCAAUCUACAAGCACCUCAGUCAAGCCUGUCGAUACGGACAUUUUCGACAUAGUCCUAGAGGGUGAAGAUAGUGAUAACACAACAACACCUUUAAUGCAAACAUCUCCAUCAGUGACAUCACAAGGCACGACUCAAUCCACAAGCCUUUCUGUCAAGCCUGUCGAUACAGACAUUAUCGACAUAGUCCUAGAGGGUGAAGAUAGUGAUAACACAACAACACCUUUAAUGCAAACAUCUCCACCAGUGACAUCACAAGGCACGACUCAAUCCACAAGCACCUCAGUCAAGCCUGUGGAAACAGACAUUAUCAACAUAGUUCUAGAGGGUGAAGAUAGUGCUAACGCAACCUCUGCUUUAAUGGAAACAUCUCUAUCAGUGUCAACACAAAGCACGGCCAAGUCUACAAGCACCUCAGUCACGCCUGUCGACACAGACAUUAUCGACAUAGAGGGAGAAGAUAGUGCUAAAACAACAACAACACCUUUUACAGAAGCAUCUCCAUCAGUUACAUCACCAGGCACGACUCAAUCUACAAGCCUUUCCGUCGAGCCUGUCGAUACAGACAUUAUCGACAUAGUCCUAGAGGGUGAAGAUAGGGAUAACACAACAACACCUUUAAUGCAAACAUCUCCAUCAGUGACAUCACAAGGCACGACUCAAUCCACAAGCACCUCAGUCAAGCCUGUGGAAACAUACAUUAUCAACAUAGUUCUAGAGGGUGAAGAUAGUGCUAACGCAACCUCUGCUUUAAUGGAAACAUCUCUAUCAGUGUCAACACAAAGCACGGCCAAGUCUACAAGCACCUCAGUCACGCCUGUCGACACAGACAUUAUCGACAUAGAGGGAGAAGAUAGUGCUAAAACAACAACACCUUUUACAGAAGCAUCUCCUUCAGUUACAUCACCAGGCACGACUCAAUCUACAAGCCUUUCCGUCGAGCCUGUCGAUACAGACAUUAUCGACAUAGUCCUAGAGGGUGAAGAUAGGGAUAACACAACAACACCUUUAAUGCAAACAUCUCGCCCGGUGACAACACAAGGCAUGACUCAAUCUACAAGCACCUCAGUCAAGCAUGUCGAUACGGACAUUAUUAACAUAGUCCUGGAGGGUGGAGAUAGUGCUAACACAACAACACCUUUAAUGCAAACAUCUCGCCCAGUUACAUCACCAGGCAUGACUCAAUCUACAAGCCUUUCCGUCAAGCCUGUCCAUACAGACAUUAUCGACACAGUCCUAGAGGGUGAAGAUAGUGAUAACACAACAACACCUUUAAUGCAAACAUCUCCAUCAGUGACAUCACAAGGCACGACUCAAUCCACAAGCACCUCAGUCAAGCCUGUGGAAACAGACAUUAUCAACAUAGUUCUAGAGGGUGAAGAUAGUGCUAACGCAACCUCUGCUUUAAUGGAAACAUCUCUAUCAGUGUCAAAACAAAGCACGACCAAGUCUACAAGCACCUCAGUCACGCCUGUCGACACAGACAAUAUCGACAUCGAGGGAGAAGAUAGUGCUAAAACAACAACACCUUUUACAGAAGCAUCUCCAUCAGUUACAUCACCAGGUACGACUCAAUCUACAAGCCUUUCCGUCAAGCUUGUCGAUACAGACAUUAUCGACAUAGUCCUAGAGGGUGAAGAUAGUGAUAACACAACAACACCUUUAAUGCAAACAUCUCCAUCAGUGACAUCACAAGGCACGACUCAAUCCACAAGCACUUCAGUCAAGCCUGUCGAUACAGACAUUAUCGACAUAUUCCUAGAGGGUGAAGAGCGUGCAAACACAACCACAACUUUAACGCAAUCAUAUCCGUCAGUCACAACACAAGAUAUGAGUCAAUCUACAAGCACACCAGUCAAGCCUGUCGAUACAGACAUUAUCGACAUAGUCCUACGGGGUGAAGAGAGUACCAACACUACGACACCACGGUCGGUGCAACAAGCUACCCAAUCAACAAGCAGCUUGACACAAAUUUCUGGCAGUUCAGUCAAAGCAUACACAACAUUACCCACAACAGUCCAUACUGAAAAAGCUGCGUCGAAUGGAACGAUCUAUUUUGUUGAUAAGACAGAAACACUUAACAUACAAGAUGGUACCUUAAAGGAACAGCGUGUCACUCCUUCUGAUAGGCCCAACAGUCUCACAAGCACCAGCCAAUCUGUCACCAACGACACACAAACACAUUUUGUGUUUUUUGAAGUUGAAAUUAUUGAAGAACAUGUACGAGACCCAGUAUUAAAAACGACACCCCCAACACCAACAUUGCAUCGUAGUGCGACACCAAGCGGCACUUCGAAACAAACCGAAGUCACCUCGAAAACUACUGCACCAUCAACAUCUGCUGCAAGUUCAUCAGGUCAGCCUAUAGUCAGAGUAGGCAACGGCAGUGGAUUCAACAAGGGUACAACUACAGUGUCAAGCAAGCCCACGACACUGCCGCCAAGAACACAGCAAAGUACUACAUCAACCAGUACCAUCUCGGUUCAGCAUGAUGAACAAGACAUCGAAGAAAAAAAAGGUGGGUCGGGAGAAGUGUAUGUCAGUCCAGUUUCUUCAACCAAGCACAAUACAGCACCACCUACUACAUCUACGAGCAGCUCAACAACAGCUCUUCAUCCAGAACCAGAACCAACUCAAAAGAAUCAGUCAGUGGUUCCAGUCGUGUUUGUGGCAGAACCAGAACCAACGCCUGAGCAUACACCUGAACCAACCACAGCUUUUCAUUCAGAACUAGAACCAACUCAAAAGAAUCAGUCAGUGGUUCCAGUCGUGCUUGUGGCAGAACCAGAACCAACGCCUCUGCAAACGCCUGAAUCAGUAACAACUUUUCAUUCAGAACCAGAACCAACUCUUAAGAAUCAGUCAGUGAUUCCAGUCGUGCUUGUUGCAGAACCAGAACCAACGGCCGAGCAUACACCAGAAUCAACAGCAGCUAUUCAUUCAGAACCAGGAACUACUCAAAAUGAGCAGCCACGGAUUCCAGUCAUGAUUCAAGCAGAAACAGAGCCAACGUCCACGAUUAAGCCUGUUCAAACAGACUUCUUGCAAACAGAACCAAAAGCAUCGUCUGAAUCACAGCCAUUGCUGCCCAUAGUUCCCCUUGACACGACUGCAAAGCCAGCGAGCAGCCCCAGAUCAGAAUCAUCAACAAUGAGCAUUCCCACAACAGUCCACUCUGCAAUUGACUCCAUAAAAGACAAGGUGACUCCACUUCACACGGAAACGACUGCAAUGCUUGCGAGCAGUCCAAAAUCAGAAUCAACAGCCGUAUCAGAACCAUUGUCGACAACUUCUCCAUCGCAAAGAAGCAAUCCCACUGCAAUGACUGCAAGACUACGGAGUAGUCCCACGUCGGAAUCAACACCCGUAUCAAAACCGUUGUCGACAACUCCCCCAUCUCUAAAGAGCAAUCCUACUGCACCUGUGAUCGACCUGAUAAGUGACAAAGUCAGUCACUCAUCGUCGACUCCACUUCAAACGGAUAGUAGCGUUACAACUCGCCUAGUAUCGACACAUGCCAGUACGAAAGCCACCGCUUCGUCGACAAGAAGACUAGACGAGGCCGAGGACAUCGGGGUAAAGUUCACCGGAAAGUUUCGUAUUAUUAUUGUGGAUGGAGAGCUUGCUGUGUAUACGUCAGACCUGAAUGAUCCCAACUCUCCAAAAUACAACAUGUUCGCCGACAUCGUUCGCACUGCGGUCUUGGAAGCCCUGAGCGACUACGGAAACUACAUCGGGAGUUGCCAAGUGGUGAAGUACGAGCCCGGCAGCGUCAUUGCGUACUACGACCUCAAGGUCAGCGAGGGCGCCCAAAUCACCUCGCCUGAUAUCAGAACACAACUGAUCAGUUCCUUCAACUACUCGGACAAACCAGUGUUCUCCAGAGUGAGCGUGGACCUGCAAUCGUUCACAGUGACAAGAAUUCAAGAGAGCGACGGCGAACUUACAACGAAUGCCGCUUCCAAACAUGAUGACGUAGGGGGUCUAGGCACCGGCGGUGUGGUGGCCAUUGUACUGACGUGUAUUCUACUAGCAUUCGUCAUUGUCGGCUUGAUCAUCCUCGUCGAGGUUCGCGAGAACAGGCGAGAGAAGAGGAGAACGGUAACAGCCGGGAAGUAUGAAGUAACGGACAAUGAUGGAACAGGUUCUCCAGUGUAAAACAAUGCUGCUUUUGUUUUAACACAGCCUCAAAGAUUUGUUGUAUAGCUGCUGAUACUAUAACAACUAUAGACCUUAUGCACAUGACGUCAUUUCAGUACGGCGCCCCCGCAUUGAGGUCAAAAGGAGGUUGU
Messenger RNA from Asterias rubens (European starfish), 8060 nucleotides. Its product is annotated as mucin-17-like. The record is from RefSeq and is a predicted model, not a curated record. NCBI's taxonomy places the organism in Eukaryota, Metazoa, Echinodermata, Asteroidea, Forcipulatida, Asteriidae. The coding region runs from base 1 to 7926 and encodes 2641 amino acids. The transcript is spliced from 5 exons.